AUGGCGGACUGCAUGCAGGAGUGGCCGGAGCCGAUUGUGCGCGUGCAGGCGGUCGCGGAGAGCGGCCUGGCCGCCAUCCCGGACUGCUACGUCAAGCCGCCGCGCGACCGCCCGGCGCAGCAGCACCUGGCCGCCGGCGGCGACAACGUCCUCCGCGAGCCCUCCGACGACAGCAUUCCGGUCAUCGACCUCGGCGAGCUGCUCGCGGCCGGCGAGGGCCGCAUCGACGGCCUGAUCACCGAGGCCGUGGCGGCGGCGUGCCGGGACUGGGGGUUCUUCCAGGUGGUGAACCACGGGGUGGCGCCGGAGCUGAUGCGCGCGGUGCGGGAGGCCUGGCGCGGCUUCUUCCGGCUGCCCAUCUCGGCCAAGCAGCAGUACGCGAACCAGCCGCGGACGUACGAGGGGUACGGCAGCCGCGUCGGCGUCCAGAAGGGCGGGCCCCUCGACUGGGGGGACUACUACUUCCUCCACCUCGCGCCGGAGGCCGCCAAGAGCCCGGAUAAGUACUGGCCGACCAACCCCGCCAUCUGCAAAGAGGUGUCGGAGGAGUAUGGGCGGGAGGUGACGAGGCUGUGCGAGGUGCUGAUGAAGGUGCUGUCGGCGAGCCUGGGGCUGGAGGAGGCGAGGUUCCAGGAGGCGUUCGGCGGGGCGGAGUGCGGCGCGUGCCUGCGCGCCAACUACUACCCGCGGUGCCCGCAGCCGGACCUCACGCUCGGCCUCUCGGCGCACUCCGACCCGGGCGUCCUCACCGUGCUCCUCGCCGACGAGCACGUCCGCGGCCUGCAGGUCCGCCGCGCCGACGGCGAGUGGGUCACCGUGCAGCCCGUCCGCGACGACGCCUUCAUCGUCAACGUCGGCGACCAGAUCCAGAUAUUGAGCAACUCAGUGUACAAGAGCGUGGAGCACCGGGUGAUCGUGAACGCCAAGGAGGAGCGCAUCUCCCUCGCGCUCUUCUACAACCCCAAGGGCGACGUCCCGAUAGCGCCGGCGCCGGAGCUGGUGACGCCGGACCGGCCGUCCCUCUACCCGCCGAUGACCUUCGACGAGUACAGGGUGUACAUAAGGAAGAACGGGCCCAGGGGCAAGGCGCAGCUGGAGGGCUUCAAGGGCCAAGCCGUCCCUGGAACUGGAAAUAAAUAA
Messenger RNA from Triticum turgidum subsp. durum (durum wheat), 1140 nucleotides. Lineage: Eukaryota; Viridiplantae; Streptophyta; Magnoliopsida; Poales; Poaceae. The record is from the annotation of a GenBank genome assembly.